Paramecium pentaurelia is the source of this 1014-nucleotide messenger RNA. The record is from the annotation of a GenBank genome assembly. Lineage: Eukaryota; Ciliophora; Oligohymenophorea; Peniculida; Parameciidae.
AUGGGUGCUGUUUAAGCUUAUGUGAAUUACAAUACUGAAAUGACUUUAACCUCUGAUUUAAAUGCUUAAAUUUAAUGUUGUGGAACUAUAUCUCAUCCAGCAUUUGGUAAUAUCCAGUUGUGGAAAAUGAAGAAUAACACUACUCUUGAAAUCUUUUCUCUUGUAAUAAAUAUUAAUAAUUUAAGACAAGGCAUAUUUAUUAUUAAGAUUCAAUAUUAUUGACAAUUCAUACAUAGAGAACAUAAUUAAAACAUCCUAAUCUAUUACAAUAUUAUGCAUGUACUCAAAAUUCUCCCUCUUUUUGUGGAAAUGUAGAAACAUAGUAAUUUUACUUUGAAUACAUUUCCCAAACACUUUCUUAGUAUUUAUGUGGAAGAUCAGAACCAUUCAGAGAAAUAGAAGUUUGGAAAGUAAUUUUUAUAUCUUAAUUUACUUAGUCACUAGAACAAUUAAUAAGUGUUCUUAAGUAUUUGUAAUAAAAUGGAUAUUCUCAUGGUAAAAUUACUUCAGAUAAUAUCUUCAUCACUUAAGAUUAAACAUUAAAAACUUUAGAUUCAAUUACAAUUUAAUCAACUUCUUAAUAAAUUAAAUAAGAUGUCUAUGAUUUAGCAUAAGUAAUGGUAGAGUUAAUGACAAAAAAAAGUAAUAUAAAAUAAUAUAUAUAUAGAAUUCCAUUUGAGUUUAAAAGACACAGUAAUUUCAUUAAUUGAUGAAUACUCUUAAUAACUUUUACAAUUAUUAGCCAGAAUGCUUAAUAAUACACCAGAGAAAAGACCAGAUUUCAUAGAAUUAUCUGAGAUAAUGUUGAAAAGAUAAUAUAAAUCUACUAGCAUCAAAUAAGAUAUAUCAUUAUCACCUAAAUUAAUUAAAUUCUAGUAAUCUAAAUAAAUANAAUCAACUUUUUUGAUUAAAUUAUAGAAUAUACAAUUUAGUUUUACAAAAUUGAGAAAAGAAUAUGAUUAAUUUUAUUAGAAUAAUUUCAAAAGAAUGAGUUACUGGUAGAGUAUAACUUGA